Messenger RNA from Arabidopsis thaliana (thale cress), 1037 nucleotides. RefSeq names its product Ribosomal protein L18ae/LX family protein. The record is from RefSeq and is marked reviewed. The transcript is spliced from 4 exons. Bases 145 to 681 code for a protein of 178 amino acids. Gene Ontology annotation, cellular component: ribosome. Lineage: Eukaryota; Viridiplantae; Streptophyta; Magnoliopsida; Brassicales; Brassicaceae. Gene Ontology annotation, biological process: translation. Gene Ontology annotation, molecular function: structural constituent of ribosome.
AAAAGAAAAGCCCACAGAGACGGCCCCUAGGGUUUGUCCUUUAGAGAAACCUCUUUUAUAGUUUUCUCAUGAGCGCCACCGUUUAGCUCUUUUCUCUCUGUUUUGCUCUUGGCUGAUUCGUUGGAGCUUGAUCUCUCCGUGGAAAUGGGUGGUUUCCGGUUUCACCAGUAUCAGGUGGUUGGGAGAGCCCUCCCGACAGAGAACGAUGAGCACCCUAAGAUCUACAGGAUGAAGCUUUGGGGUAGAAAUGAAGUAUGCGCCAAGUCCAAGUUCUGGUACUUCAUGAGGAAACUGAAGAAGGUGAAGAAAAGCAACGGACAGAUGCUUGCCAUCAAUGAGAUUUUCGAGAAGAACCCAACGACCAUCAAGAACUACGGGAUCUGGUUGCGUUAUCAGAGCCGAACUGGGUACCACAACAUGUACAAGGAGUACCGUGACACAACACUCAAUGGUGGAGUGGAGCAGAUGUACACUGAGAUGGCUUCUCGUCAUAGAGUGAGGUUCCCUUGCAUUCAGAUCAUCAAGACUGCGACUGUCCCUGCAAAGCUUUGCAAGAGAGAGAUCACCAAGCAGUUCCAUAACUCGAAGAUCAAGUUCCCUCUUGUUUUCAGGAAGGUCAGACCACCAAGCAGGAAGCUUAAGACUACAUACAAGGCAUCAAAACCUAACCUUUUCAUGUAGAAGCAACCGACAUGAUUCUCAUCAGAAUAGGCUUCUUGUUCCUAGUCUGAACAAAACACUGGAGUUAUCUUCUUUUGAACAUUUUUCAACUUUUUUUUUGUUCUAGAUAUGAUACAAUAUUAAGGUGACUCAUCUCCAAUUUUCGUCAGUUUCCAAAGUUUUGCUGCUUUAGUGUAAUGUUGCAGAAAGUUCAAAACUGUACUAUCUCCCACUAUCAUAAACCAAUCUGCUUUGUAUGCCAACGACCACUAAACUAGCAACACUUCAUUCUCAUUCUUGUAUGAAACUAUUCUCGCAAUUCCAUAAAUGUCUUCAUCUGCAGUCUGGUUUAUGCUACAUGUCCCCGGAGCUCUCGG